AUGACCUGUAGCCAGUUGGGAGGUUUACUGCCGUUGAAUCUAGAGCUUGAACGCACCUGUCGCCAACUCAGGAGACAACAUCGAGCUAGACUGGCUACGGAGGAGCGCAUAGACGGCCAUUUGAGCAGCGAGUCCGAGGACGAGUACGAGAUGGAAGAUUACAAUCCACACCAGGGGAAUCCUCAGCAGGCUCCCCCGGUGAAUCAAGUCCUGGGGAACAACCCCAUCCCCCAGGCAGAUGGGGUUCAUCAUCAUCCACCGCCGCCGGGUACCACCUUGGAGUACUACUACACUCCACGGAUUGCUGACAUCCGCCCGGUCAUCCUCUACCUACCUAUUCCAGCGAACAACUUCGAGAUCAAGCCAUGCUGGAUUCAACUCAUUACAUCCUCUAUCCAGUUCCAUGGCUUGAAGGAUGAGGAGGCAAGGGUACAUCUUUCCCGUUUUCUGCAGCUUACGAACGGGUUCAAGCUGAACGGUGUCCCUGAUGAUGCAAUCCGCCUUCACCUCUUCCCCCAUUCUCUGGCGGGGAAUGCCAAAAGGUGGUUGGAGACUCAUCCCCCAUUGUCCAUCACUUCUUGGGAUGAUCUGGCUGACAAGUUCGUGCUUAGGUACUACCCAGCAUCGAAGACCAUAGAGAUCCAGCGGGAGAUCACUCACUUCCGCCAAGAGCCAGACGAGUCACUUCGUGAUGCAUGGGAGCGGUACAUGGGAUAUUUCUGGCAGUGUCCCCAUUAUGGCUUCAGUGAUGCAUUCACAGUGGGGAACUUCUACAGCGCUCUCUCUCCGGACAGCCAGAGGGUGAUUGAGUCUCUAUGCCCAGGAGGGGAUAUUCUUACUAAGACUCCACCCGAGCUAAACCAGAUGAUCAAUACCUUGGCUGCCAGAGAUCACUCCUGGGGGCAGAGCAGUAGAGGCAGACAUUCCCGGUACCGUGGUGUGCACGCCAUGGAGACCAGAUUCGGGCUUGAGCAGCAGGUAGCUGAGUUAGUGCAGACAUUGAAGCAGCCCAACAGUCUUAUUCCGGGUAGAGGUUUGGCUACACCUCCAAUAGCUCAAUGUCAGUGGUGUGAGAGCUCAAAUCACCUAGUGGAAGACUGCCAGGCUAGUGGAAAAACCGCUUUAUUUAGAUCGGGAAAAGCAUACGCUUUUAUGAAACCAUGUGCUAUGGCUCGAAUCCGUAGUCAAUCCUAUUUCCGAUAG
Linum trigynum is the source of this 1203-nucleotide messenger RNA. The record is from the annotation of a GenBank genome assembly. Lineage: Eukaryota; Viridiplantae; Streptophyta; Magnoliopsida; Malpighiales; Linaceae.